UUCUGUCAACAAGCCCAAUACGCAACAAUGAGUCGAAUGCUUGUGUUGCUAGUGGUAGCUGUAACUGUUGUUACAGUUACAUAUUCGCACAAGGUAGCAUUUGUUCGUCUGAUGCCAAAUAAUGUUUCCGUGAAAAAUGUUACGGGUAUAUUGAAGAUAGCUCAGAGAAAGCCGAAUGGACCCGUUUGUAUUACCGGCAUAAUUCGCGGACUCACCGAGGGACUACACGGUUUCCACGUGCAUGAAAGGGGAGAUUUGAGCAAUGGUUGCACAUCCACGGGAGCGCAUUUCAAUCCUAAGAACGUCCAUCACGGCGCACCGACAGACAAUGUCAGACACGUCGGUGAUUUAGGAAACAUCAGGGCCGAUUCUAACGGAAGAGCGAGGAUAAAUAUCACUGACAGAAUCAUCUCGUUGAGAGGACUGUACAAUAUCAUAGGACGGUCCUUUGUUGUGCACUCCGGCAAAGACGAUCUUGGCAAAGGCAAUAAUUCUUUUUCCUUGACAACUGGAAACGCUGGCGAACGCUGGGCCUGUGGUGUCAUUGGCAUCUAA
This is a messenger RNA of Wasmannia auropunctata (little fire ant), 555 nucleotides long. Its product is annotated as superoxide dismutase [Cu-Zn], chloroplastic-like. The transcript is spliced from 3 exons. Bases 28 to 555 code for a protein of 175 amino acids. NCBI's taxonomy places the organism in Eukaryota, Metazoa, Arthropoda, Insecta, Hymenoptera, Formicidae. The record is from RefSeq and is a predicted model, not a curated record. Gene Ontology annotation, molecular function: copper ion binding; superoxide dismutase activity. Gene Ontology annotation, biological process: removal of superoxide radicals.